This is a messenger RNA of Triticum aestivum (bread wheat), 4927 nucleotides long. Its product is annotated as putative disease resistance RPP13-like protein 1. Bases 419 to 3130 code for a protein of 903 amino acids. The record is from RefSeq and is a predicted model, not a curated record. Gene Ontology annotation, molecular function: ADP binding. NCBI's taxonomy places the organism in Eukaryota, Viridiplantae, Streptophyta, Magnoliopsida, Poales, Poaceae. The transcript has 7 exons.
UAUAAACGAAGCUCCGUCCUCUGGAGUAUCCACAAGCUGCACAACUGUAUUUGGCAAGACUAGAGAAACACCGGAAGGCAGAGGAAUUCAACCAAUUCAAGGUGUUGAUUGCCGCAUCCCGUUGGAGCGCUUGUGGCUCCCCGAUCGAUCUGGAUCUGGAUAGCUAGCUACAGUAGUACGACUGUGGAUGACUCGCUGGAUCUGCAUCGACUGCUCACCCCUCAUCACGCAUCUCUCCACUUGAUUCAAGUUCAACUGCCAGCUGAAAGCGCGAGCGAACCCUGCACCUACUUCCUAGAGAGCAAGGGAGGGAGAUCUAUCUUGUUUUUGCUCUGGAAUAAGGGUGAACCCAAGAUCCGUCUCUGAUCUCUCCAGUCGAUUCAAGUACCAGCUCAAGCGUGAGCUAACCCUGCAACCAAUGGCGGGGGUUCUGGAUGCUUUGGCAUCCUACUUGACCAGCAUGCUCACCGAGAUGGCCAAAGAGGAGGUGGCCAUGCUAAUCGGCGUGUCCGAUGGGAUCAAAGACCUAAGCAUCAAGCUUGGGGACCUCAAGAAUUUCCUUGCUGAUGCUGAUAGGAGGAACAUUACCGAUGAUAGUGUGCGGGGGUGGGCGGGCGAACUGAAGCGUGCCAUGUACCUAGCCACUGACAUCGUCGACCUAUGUCAGCUCAAGGCCAUGGAGAAAGGUCAAACAAAGGACAGGGGGUGCCUUAACCCUCUACUUUUUUGCAUGCGGAAUCCCCUCCACGCCCACGACAUCGGCACCCGCAUCAAGGCAUUGAACAAGGAGCUGGAUAGCAUCUGCGAGCAGGGCAAUAAAUUUAAAUUUGCCAAGCUAGAAGCCUACCAAGACUUGAAGGUUACUCGAUCACUUGCCACUGACCGCAAAACAGAUUCACUGAUGGAGCAGUCAGGUGUUGUUGGCGAAAAGAUUGAGGUGGACACAAGAGCACUCGUGGAGGUGCUUACAAGUGAGGGGGGUGGCGACAAGACUGGUCGCCACAUAGUGGUUGCCAUUGUUGGUGUCGGUGGGAUUGGCAAGACCACCCUCAGCAAGAAGGUCUUCAAUGACGAGGCUAUCCAAGGCAAGUUCACUAAGAAGAUAUGGCUUAGCAUCACACAGGAUUUCACAGUUGUUGAGCUAUUAAGUACAGCCAUCAUUGCCGCUGGGGGAGACCUGCCUAAAGGGAGCGGGGCUCUAAACAGGGCCCUACUUGUCGAUGCUCUCAAGAACGCCAUCGAGAACAAGAAAUUCCUUCUUGUGCUCGAUGAUAUGUGGGGAGCUGAUGCAUGGAACAAACUGCUCAUGACUCCCUUUGGCUAUGGUGGCCCGGGCAGCCGAGUCCUCAUCACCACAAGAAGUGAAACUGUGGCGAGAAACAUGAAAGCUGCACACUGCCACCACAUUGACAAGUUAGGGCCCGAAGAUGCAUGGUCACUGCUCAAGAAUCAGAUACUCACUACAGAGGAGAAUGGUCAUGAGGUUGAUGUGCUAAAGGAAAUUGGGUUGCAAAUUGUAGAAAAAUGUGACGGUUUACCACUCGCUAUAAAAGUAAUGGGGGGACUUCUAUGCAGCAAGGAGAAAUCACGGUUUGCAUGGGAAGAUGUCCUGAAUGAUGACAUAUGGUCAGUAUCUCCAAUGUCAGAUGAACUAAACUAUGCAAUUUAUCUUAGCUACAAGGACUUGCCCUCUUACUUAAAACAAUGCUUCCUGCACUUCUCCCUUAAACCCAAAAAGUCUGUGCUGAGUCUUAGUAAAAUUGUGUCCAUGUGGAUUUGUGAAGGAUUGCUUCAAGGAGGCUCAACUAGUUUGGAAGAAGAAGGGAAAAGGAACUAUAAAGAGCUAAUAUUAAGGAACCUUAUAGAGAUAGAUCCAUCAUUUCCUAGCCAACUUAUCUGCAACAUGCAUGAUGUCAUCCGCUCAUUUGCUCAAUUUAUGGCUAGGGAUGAAACACUAGUAGCUCACAAUGGAGAUACUGCUAGAGAAAACCUUAAAUCAUCAAAUUUUCUUAGACUGUCUAUAGAAACCAAAGGUGUGGGAACAGAUGAAUUUGAGUGGAUAUAUUUAAGAGAGCAGAAAUUGCUUAGGUCACUAAUAUUAACUGGAAACCUCAAAACUCAGCCUGGUGAUUCGUUGAGUAUCUUCCCAAGUCUACGUCUUCUGCAUAUAUAUUCUGCAAAUAUUGCUGCACUAGUUGAAUCUAUGUACCAACUCAAGCACUUGAGAUAUUUGUCAUUAAAUAAGACUGAUAUUUGUAGACUACCGGAGAACAUCCAUGAGAUGAAAUUCCUACAGCAUAUUAGCCUUGAAGGUUGUGAAAUUUUCAUGAAACUUCCUGAUAGCAUUAUCAAGAUGCAAGGGUUGAGGUUCCUUGAUAUUGUUGACACUCGUGUAAGUAGUAUUCCUAGGGGUUUCCGAGCUCUUACCAAUUUGAGGGUACUGAAUGGGUUUCCAGCCUAUAUUGAUGGUGACUGGUGUAGUAUGGAAGAGUUGGGGCCUCUUUCACAGCUCAAUUGUCUUUCACUAUGGUGUCUACAAAAUGUAUCUAGUGCCUUGUUGGCUGCAAAGGCGAGGGUAAAUGAAAAGGAAAAUCUUACCAAACUUGUUUUAAAAUGUGGUGGUAGAGUGGGAGAUGGGUUGGUCCAAGGAUCAGUCUCUAAGUCAAAGGAGGAGCAAAUAAUUGAGGCGGUGUUUGAUGUGCUAUGUCCUCAGCCUUGCAUAGAACACAUCAAAAUAAAAGGAUAUUUUGGCCGCCGGCUCCCAGGAUGGAUGACAUCCACAGCUAUGGUGCCUCUCGAGGGCUUGAAGAUUCUAGUCCUCGAACAGCUGCCUUGCUGCACCCAACUCCCAGAUGGCUUGUGCAGGCUCCCGUAUUUGGAGUGGAUAAAAGUGGACGGGGCUCCAGUAAUCAAGUGUGUUGGUCCUGAAUUCGUGCAACAGUACAAUCAGCUCCACGGUCCUUCAUAUCAGUUGGCUGCUACAUUUCCCAAACUCCAUAACUUGUAUUUGUCUGGAAUGAAGCAAUGGGAGGAGUGGGUUUGGGAGACAGAAGUGAAAUCUAUGCCCUUAUUGGAGGACCUUUGCAUCAGUCGUUGCAAACUGGGCCGUAUGCCUCCAGGACUUGUGUGACAUGGUGGACGACACGGUCCGGUCCGGCGGUCCGGCUCGUGGCCCGCUCGGCUCGGGCCGGCUCGGUCCUGGCCCGCUGAAAAAAUCAGCCGGUCCGAGCUCAGCAAACCAGCCCAACAAAGCUUCGGUCCGGUCCGAGCUUUAACCGAGCCGACUGAGCGGACCGACGAACACGAGCUGUGGCAUGGCGAGAGCAUGGCGGGGGCAUGUCAGGACGCGGCAGGGGCGUGGCGGGGGCUUGCCAAGGGCAUUGCAGGGGCGUGGCGGGGGCGUGUCGAGGUCGUGGCGGGUGCGUGGCGAGCGUGUGGCCAGAGCUGCGUGGCGGGCGCGUGGUGGGCGCGUCGGCCGUGCGCUGGUCUGCGCCGCCGUCGUUCAUCCGCGCGGCCAUCGGCCUCCCUGACGCUGGAAAGCAUGUCUAGUGGAUGCGCCAUGCUCGGAUCUAUCAUCUGGAAGGUAGAACUUGCAGCGGGAGGCCCUACACCGCCGUUGUACACCGGCCGUCGUGCAUCGGCCGUCGUGCCAGAUUCGUCGUCGUUGUUGCUGCCCGAGCUCUGGCUGGCCGCCGUGCCGUCCACCGCGAGUCACAGAAGUCGCUGGACAUCUCCAUGACGAGCCCCUCUGCCUCCAGCGCCCUCCCCGCGUCGCCAUGCUCCGCCGCGUGCUCUGCGGUGAACUCCGGCCGGUCUAAACGAGCCGCUCGGUCCGGCUCGGGCUUCGUCCCUGCCGGUCCGGUCCCUCGAAACAGGACCGUGACCCUGCUCGGUCCGGUCCGGUCCGGACCGCCGACGGCCGGUCCAAAGGACGGCUCGGUCAGGGCCCGGACCGGCCCGGACCGUGUCCAAAUGUCACCCAUGCAAUGGCUUUGAAGAAGCUACAAAUAUGGAACGUCCAAGUUCUCCACUCUUUAGAGAACUUUGUUUCUGUAGUUGAGCUCGACUUGGGAAACAUACCCGAACUGGCCAAGAUCUCCAAUCUUCCAAAAUUACAAAAGCUUAUAAUCAAGUACUGCCCAAAGCUCGAGACGCUGCAGGAGAUGGCUGCACUCCGGAGACUCGAGCUGAGAGUUUCCAGGUGGGAAAGCCAACUUCCAGAUUACCUGCAAACUAUAAAGCCUAGUCAUUUGCUGCUGACCUGCAGCCUUGAAGUACUCACUUCCAUGGCUGAGGGUGAAUCUAGCUCCGAGUGGGACAAGUUCAGUCAUAUCAAGCAAGUCGAGGCUUAUGCAAAGGAUGGACAGGAUGAGAAGAAAUGGCACGUGCUCUACACAUCUGAACCCUGCAGCAUACAGACAAAUAUUCAUCAGGGUCGAUUGGUGGAAGAAGAGGAAUAGGGCGCAACUCAAGCACAGCAAUGAAUGGGACAUAUGAUGCAAGAAUAUAUAUCCGUGCAGGUGGAAUCAAGUAAAUUAAGGCUGCCUCCACUUUCUCCUACAGCUAGUGAGUUGGCCAUGCAAACCCCCGACUACUGUGAUGGUAUAGUUUUCCAUCUGUUGCAGUGAACUCCAUAUGAAGCUAGAGCUCGGUUCUAAUGUCACGCUUGAUAUAUAAGCGAGACCCAUAAAAGCUUUGCUUCCAGGUAAAUGGUAGUGCUGUCAUUGCGAGAUGUGAGUCAGGAAAAUGGUAUAUCUUGUAAUCCCGAGAUGUGAGUCAUUAAAAUAGUAUCGAUUAAUUUGUAUUAUGAUAACAUGACUUUAUUAGGCUUGGAAUAAUGUGAUGUAUGUUAUUGAAGUUGUGACCCACAAUACAUGGUAUAUCUCCUUUGAUGCUUAAUUAGGCUGGCAAGCUCAGUUCGUUUCAA